GCAAAAGAAGAGCACCCUCACUGCAAAACCUGAAAGGGGAAUAUAAUACGCUGGUGGCGAAGGCUGAGCCCUAAACCAAGCUAGCAGCGAAGCGAAUUCGAAAAAUUUGCAAAGGCGCCGCCCAAAUUCUGCGAAACAGAUUCAGCUGAAGAAACCCUAGCUGUACGAGGCAUCGGAGUCUCUGCUUCAGAUAGUUGAUUUGCGCGAGGAGUUACUAUUAUUUGCUCGGGUAUGUGUUUACUUCACGCGUCGGUGUAAUUCGUUACCCGAUUCGAGUUCAUGAUUGGAAUUUGGCCUUUUAUCAUUCUAAUUAUGCGUUUUUUAAAAUUAGGCUUUCUAUUAGAUUUCCAAUUCCAAGCUCUCGAAUUUAAAGCUAAUUGUAUCAGUAAAUUUUGUUUGAAUGCAAUUCGUUGAUGUAGGUUUAGACCAAUUUGAUCAAUUUUAAAGUUGGUGGGAAAUUCCAGAAUCAGGCCAAAAUUCGUGGUUUCAGGGACCAAUAUCCCAAGUUUUAAACCUUAAGAAGUCGUGAGAUACAAGUGUAUUUGUAUUUUGUGUCAACCAUUUAUGUAACCUUGAAAGAACUAUUUCAAAAUGGAUAACGAGUUGAGGUGUAAUUAUAAACAGCAUUACCUGGUGUAAGUAGGCCAGUCAUUUUGCUUUUCGUGGUCUCCUGGAGUGGGAGAUGUUGCACACAAUUAAAACUGUAUUCUGAUCCGACUCUGAAUAAACUAGCACCCUUGUGUGGUUUAUGUUCAAUGCAAAUCCAUGUGUAUUCUGGUCUUCUAGUUAAGUUUAAUGAACUGUUGCAAUGUCCGAGUCUUGGUGAUAAUGAUAUAAUUUUGAUGUGCUGCGUUGUUUUGAAAUAUUAUGCGAUAAUCUUUCUUGAAACUUAUAUUUGAAAAAUCUCUCUUUUUUUUGCUGACAAUAGUCCAUGGAAAAGCCUAGGGAAAGAGGUAUCUAUUAGUUUGUUUUGUAUACACUUUUCUUUCAAAUCCCUCAGGCAUAUGUACUGGUUUUUAAACAUGUCUUGUUCCAUAUCAUUUCCCCACAAAUUGAUUCCUGAUGGAUAACUGGCCAUAGUCGCAAAAUCAUCAGCGAGUCUUGUUUGUUCAGGCCAUUUUGUUUUUUUACUAAUAAAUGUUUUACCUCUUACUGAUAUAAAUAUCAUGUCAAGAAAGGGUAAUCAAUACUGGAUCCCUGAAUGUAUACAUAUUUUCCAGGACCAUUUUUUCCACAGCGUAAAGAGGUCUAAAUAAGGUGAAUACAUCAGUAUAUGACAUUAUUGUCUCAUUUCAUGACACACGCUUUGUUUAUGAUAGAUGUCAAGCGCUUGGACAAAUAUGAGCGUUGCAAUCAUACAUAGGGAUGUAGAAUGGGAGUGGGAGAAGUCAGGGUGGAGUUUUUGGUAUAUUUAUAUAAUUGGAAGUACUUGCUCGCUCUCUGGAGAGUAUUUGAUCUGGCAAAAAAUUAGAGGAUGAGGAGAUCAUAUUUUAAUUCAAAUAAAUAAUUGCUUUGGAGUAUCUUGGAGCAUAUGAGCAACGGAGCUUGUGGAGCACUGCUCACCUCAAGGAUUGCUCUCUUGGUUUGCUUCAUAAGUUUUGUUCUUGUUUGAUUUUUUCACUUCAUGUCAAACCAUUCAGAUAAUGACGAAGACAUAUAGGGUUACCUAAGCUGGCACUGUUAACUGAUAUAACUUGUCUACCCAUUCAUAAGUGGUUUCUAUCUGCAGAAUUUUUCUUUGACUUCACCUACAAAGACCAAGAAUGAGUGGCCGAUUCUCUCGCACCAUCUAUGUUGGAAACCUCCCUGCUGAUAUCAGGGAAUCAGAAGUCGAGGACAUAUUUUAUAAGUAUGGUCGCAUCUUGGAUAUUGAACUGAAGAGUCCACCUCGUCCACCUUGCUAUUGUUUCGUUGAGUUUGAGAAUGCUCGGGAUGCUGAAGAUGCGAUAAGGGGAAGAGAUGGCUAUAGCUUUGAUGGCUGCCGUUUGAGGGUUGAACUUGCUCAUGGUGGCAGAGGACCAUCAUCCUCUAGUGAUCGUCGUGGUGGUGGUUAUAGUGAAAGGGGAGGUGGAGGUGGUGGGGGAGGCGGAGGUGGCAGCGGUGGUGGCAGAUUUGGUGUGUCCCGCCAUUCUGAUUAUCGAGUGAUUGUGCGUGGGCUUCCUUCUUCUGCUUCUUGGCAAGAUUUAAAGGAUCAUAUGCGGAAAGCUGGUGAUGUGUGUUUUGCUGAAGUUUCCCGAGAUAGUGAAGGAACGUACGGCCUAGUUGAUUAUACUAAUUAUGAGGACAUGAAAUAUGCUAUGCGUAAGCUUGAUGAUAGUGAGUUCAAAAACCCUUGGACCAGAACUUAUAUCCGGGUGAAGGAAUACAAGGGCAGUCCAUCCCGAAGCCGAAGCAGGAGUCGCAGCAGAAGCAGAAGCCCGAGGAGGAGAAGCAGGUCACUGCCCCGAUCAGCUUCAAGAUCACCCUCAGCAUCGCCUGUCAAACCAUCUCGACCCAGAUCGAGGUCCAGAUCAAGAUCAAGGUCCAAAUCGAGGUCUGCAUCCCCACUUCCGGCGAGGUCCGGCAGUGCCUGAUUUGGAGCGGGACGUGAUGGCUUCAGCUGAAACUUCAUUCGACAUCGAAAAUUAUUAGAACUUGGGGAUGUUUGUUGUUAUCGAUUUAGAGAUCUAGUUUAUUCACAACUUGGAGAGAUUUGUUUGGCUUUAUGGUUUUCUGCGACUAGAUUUACUUUAUUGGCAUUUUGGAUUAGUAUUAUCAUUGCUGUGUUUCCAAGUAUUUUCUGUCAUUAGUUGAAUCAAACAGUAUUCUUGACAACUUUGAAUAUUAUGAAAUUACUACUGUGGACAUCUUGUUUGUUGAUAA
Messenger RNA from Salvia splendens (bonfire salvia), 2862 nucleotides. RefSeq names its product serine/arginine-rich splicing factor SR34A-like. NCBI's taxonomy places the organism in Eukaryota, Viridiplantae, Streptophyta, Magnoliopsida, Lamiales, Lamiaceae. The transcript is spliced from 13 exons. Gene Ontology annotation, molecular function: mRNA binding. The coding region runs from base 1764 to 2573 and encodes 269 amino acids. The record is from RefSeq and is a predicted model, not a curated record. Gene Ontology annotation, cellular component: nucleus; cytoplasm.